UCUCUCUCUCUCCCUCUCUCUCCCCUCCCCCUCAUUGCUGCAGCCAUGCGAGGUGGACGUCGGGCCGGUGGCGGCGGUGGCAUGAGUAGCGGCUCGCGCGGCACCACCAGCUCCAGCUCCAGCUCCGGGUCCUCUUACCGGCGCCGGCAGACUUACUCCUCGGGCGGCAGCUCGUCUUCCUCUUCAGACUCCUGCUGCUGCCCGCCCGAAGCCUCGCACAAUUUGUUCUGCUUUGUGUUUUUUUGCUUUUGCAUUACGGACAUCUUCCACCGGCCCGAUUUUGUGCACAGGCACCGGCGAAUUUGCGUGGCGGCCUUUUGGAUAGGGCUUCUGCUGACCCCGGUGGCCAUGUCGGUGUGCCUGUCGACGGUGCCGCUGUACACAUCGCGGUCUUGGUCUUUCCAGCCGUCCGGCACCUUCAAGACAAGUGUCCAUCCCUUCUUCUAUGAGGAGGUGAGCCCGCUGUCCGGGUCGUCGGUCGAGACGUACCUUAUCCCGGCGUCCGAGGGCCCGGUGAAGCGGGUCAGCCAGCUGACCGGGGACAUGGUUUCCGAAAUGAAAAGCCCCUCAUCGCAAUACUACCGAGCGAUGGAGGUCUACCUGCCGGCCGGGUCGGAAUUGGUGUCGGUCCUGUCCGGGGAUGUCCCCUGCCCGUUGGAUUACAUCAUCAUCCGGGGGGACAGUAACUUCGAAGACUGGGCGAGUGGCUACAAGGUGCCGGAGGAAUUCCACGGGAUCGUGUUGCCGAACCAGCCGCUACUGCACGUGCUGCUGACCGGCACCUCGGAUACCUUCUUCUUCGUGGUGUUCAAUGACUCCAACUAUCCCUGCCCCAAGCCGCCGCUUUUCAUGCAGCUGUCCUUGAAUGCGCCGGCGUAUCGGCUGCCGCCGAGCCAUCGUCUGACCCGCGGCCAGGCGGCCCCGGUGCCGGCCGACCACCGUGGCAAGGCGUCGAUCAUCUUUCACACCCCGCACGAGCUGAAGUACCACGACGUGCAGGUGAAAUACUCCAAGCGGCCGGGGUCUUUGGGGCUGGUGCUCGGCCUGGGCAUCAGCCUGCCCUUCGUGCUGGGGCUGAUUGUCAUGUUCAUCAGCUGGGUGGUGUACCGGGUGGAGGCCCGCCGGAAUUGGCGGCACAUCGGCGGGCACACCUGGGUCCGUCUGGAUGGAGGCGCCGGCAAGGUGGCCACGGAGCCCCUUUUGGCUGGGGGGAGUGCCCCGAUGACGAGCGAGCCAUCUGACGACAUCAGCUCGGCCUCGAAAGUGGCCAAGACCCCGAAGCCGGUCUUUCUCGACGGGCCGAGGGCGCCGGCUGAGUCCAGGCGUUUCUCCACCUCCUCGGCGGACCCGAUUCCCACAUGGGUUUUCGGCGGGGAGGAAAGUACCUCGGCGUCGGCAUCCUCAAGCUCGCUGGCCCUUUCCGAGGCGGGGUACGACAGCGAGCUGACGUCGUCUGUCGUGACGCCCUUCCGGCCGGCGGACGAUCUCCACUUGGCCCAUGUGGCACCCUACCAGGCCAUGGACAAUGUGCCCCUGGAGCAGGUCAUGAGGGAGGCCCCGCCGUCGUACUCGGCCACGGUGCUGCCCUCGUCCACCGAUGGCUGGUCCAAGUACUGAGUGAUCGUUGGUUCCUUUUUUUUUCUCCACGUCCAGGCCCCUGCUCUUAAUUUACUUGUCUUCCGA
Molecule: messenger RNA, 1683 nt
Organism: Fonticula alba
Lineage: Eukaryota; Rotosphaerida; Fonticulaceae
Exons: 2
Coding region: 46-1617 (523 amino acids)
Source: RefSeq, a predicted model, not a curated record